AGCUCACAAUAUUGAGAAAGGAAAAACCCGAAAAACCCAUUAAAACAGAGAAGAUCUACUGAGGUGGAACAAAUGGGUAUCUCGAAUCUUCUCAAAUUCAUCAAGCCUUUUAUCGAACCAGUUCACAUUAAAAAAUACGCCGGCAAACGUGUUGGGAUUGAUGCUUAUUCAUGGCUUUACAAAGGAGCUUAUUCAUGCAGCAUGGAGCUGUGUCUCGAUUCUGAGGGCAAUGCAAAAUCUCGUUAUUUGCAGUACUUUAUGCAUCGAAUCAAUCUACUUCGUCACUACAAGAUCACACCGAUUGUUGUUUUUGAUGGCGGGAAUAUCCCAUGUAAGUCAGCCACUGAGAAUGAACGACAAAGGAGAAAAGAAGCUAAUCUUGCUUUGGCAAAGGAAAAACUCCAUCAAGGUGAAGUUAAUGCUGCCAUUGAGUUAUUCCAGAGAGCUGUCAGUAUUACUCCAUGCAUGGCACAUCGAUUGAUUCAGAUUCUUAGGUCAGAAGGCAUCGAAUUUGUAGUUGCUCCAUGUGAGGCUGAUGCACAAUUGGCAUAUUUGUCAAGCCUUGAACCUGAACAAGGUGGAAUUGUGGCUGUGAUUACUGAAGAUAGUGAUCUGCUGGCCUAUGGUUGUCCCGCUAUUAUCUUUAAGAUGGACCGAUAUGGCAAUGGUGAGGAGAUUGUGCUAGAAAAGGUUUUCAAUUCUGGCACUGGUUUAAGCCCCUCCUUCCGGAAUUUCAAUAAAGAAUUGUUCACAGGUAUAUGUGUCUUAGCUGGAUGUGAUUUCCUUCCAUCUGUACCUGGAAUUGGGAUUAAACGAGCCUACUCAUUGGUUUCUAAGUAUAGAAACUUGGACUCGGUUUUGUCUGUGAUGAAGUUUAACAAGCACAAUCAAAUGCCUGAAGAUUAUGCAAAGUCUUUUAGAGAGGCAGUUGCAGUAUUUCAGCAUGCCAGAAUAUUUGAUGCUGGCACUAAGACGAUAAAACACUUGAAACCUCUACCUGAAAAGCUUUUGCAAUCUCUAGAUGGCAAUCUGGAUUUCCUGGGACCAGACAUCCCAUCAUCAGUAGCAACUGCCAUUGCUGAAGGUCACUUAGAUCCAAUCACCAUGGAAGCCUUUGAUAACUUACAGAAUGCUGAAAGCUUUCUGGACCCAAUUGCAACUCAAGCUUCUGAUCAAGUCCUAAGAGCUGAGAUCCAGGUGGUGGUAUCUACGCAAGAGAGCUGCUUCUCCUUGUUUUCCUCUUGUGAAACAACAGGAAAAAGGAAUACAGAUACAGAGCAGAAGGUGACUUUGGAUAAGAGGAACUAUUUGAGGGAAGCUGUUAUUCUUGAAAAACUAAUCACCCCUUUGGAAUUCCAUCAGAAGGUUGAUGACAUUGUAGAAAAAAGAGAAUUUCCAGACAACAACCCCUUCAAGAAAAGAAAAGUUGCUGAUUUUCAGUUGGAACAAAUGCAAACCACCACUGACCAAGCUUCAAAGGUGAUAGAUGCUGAAGAAUCAGAUAAGGUUAGAGAAAGAAGAGAGUUUCUCAAAAACCCAUUCAAGAAAAUAAAACUUGAUUUGCAGUUGGAGCAGAGACCGACAGCCACUGAACAAGUUUCAGAGGUGAUAGAUGUAGAUGAGUUGGAUGAGAUCAGUGGUACCCCAGAGUCUCAAAAAAGUGUGAAGUCUAAGCCUAUGACUCUGGUCAUCCCUAACAAGAGAAAAGAGGGAAAUAAGAAGAGAUUAAAUAGUAAGAUCAGUUGCAAGAGUUCUGAACAUAGAAGUUAUAGCAUUCUCAAUUUCUUUACUCGAUUGUAGUAAUUAGUUCCCCUUUUUUUUGGGU
Telopea speciosissima is the source of this 1825-nucleotide messenger RNA. Its product is annotated as exonuclease 1. The record is from RefSeq and is a predicted model, not a curated record. The coding region runs from base 73 to 1800 and encodes 575 amino acids. The transcript is spliced from 12 exons. Gene Ontology annotation, molecular function: 5'-flap endonuclease activity; protein binding; metal ion binding. NCBI's taxonomy places the organism in Eukaryota, Viridiplantae, Streptophyta, Magnoliopsida, Proteales, Proteaceae.